Molecule: messenger RNA, 2231 nt
Organism: Agrilus planipennis (emerald ash borer)
Lineage: Eukaryota; Metazoa; Arthropoda; Insecta; Coleoptera; Buprestidae
Product: transmembrane protein 104 homolog
Exons: 3
Coding region: 346-1788 (480 amino acids)
Source: RefSeq, a predicted model, not a curated record
GGCAAAUAUUAACCUAAAUAAGAAUAUAAAUAUAAACAUAAACAUUCAUUGAAAUAAUCAGGUUGUAAUUAGUUUUUGAUAAGCGUAAAAUCGUUGUAUGUUAUCAUUUAAUGGUAAUUAUGAUUAUGAAUUGAAUUUUAUCUUACAAUUAGUGUUUUAAAAUAAAAAUUUUGAUGUGCCAGCAAAACAGAACAUUAGAAAACACUAGAUAUGGUUAUUCAGUUAGUAAUCUACUACUUAUUUUAAUGUUAAUGUAUUAGCAUAUGCAUUAUUAUACAUACCUAUAUUUUAAUCAAAACCAUAUGGAACAAAAGUUAAGAUUGCAAUUGUGAUUGAAUAAUAAUAAUGCCGAAUCAAACAAGACAGGUUACCACCUAUUCUACAUUGGCUGGUUUAGUGUACAUUUUUAAUUUAAUCGUUGGUACUGGAGCCCUGACCCUCCCUGCUGGAUUUUACAGUGGAGGAUGGGUUUUAGGAACAAUUUUGCUUGUGAUCUUUGCAUUUGCAAGUUACAUCAACAGCACUUUUGUGAUUGAAAGUAUUGCCUGCGCAAAUGCGACACAUACAUGGAGAUAUAUACAGUCCCACAAAAUUGAUGAGGAGUGCGAGGCAUAUCUUGAUUCAGAUGAGGCAGAAGAAGUGGAUGUGAAUGAAGAAACUGCAAUAAUCUAUAGACCUACUGGUCGUUUCUAUUCAAUGACCAAGCAGUUCGAAUUGGGACAAAUUGCCAAAUUGUAUUACAACAGAACUGGUCAAGUAUUGUUUUACAUUGUUUUAUGCGUUUAUUUAUACGGAGACUUGAGCAUAUACGUUGCAGCCAUAGGACAGACUCUGACAGACAUUACGUGUGGAAUCAACAGCACUAACAUUACAUUUGCAGAUGUUUGCAGUGAAUCAAUCCCAAUGGCCAAAGAGAAAGUUUAUCAUGUUUGGCUGAUAGUAUUUAUAGGACUUAUUGGUCCGUUUUCGUUUUUCCAUGUAAAAAAGAUGCUUUAUUUACAAAUUUUUACAGUAAUACUUAGGGGAACGGCCUUUUUUCUCAUGAUAGUGUAUUCAAUUUUCGAAUUGACACUUUAUGGUAGGCGGGGGUUUCCGCUACAGGCGAGUCUCAUAGGGACACCGGCCUUAUUAGGCGCCACAGUGUACAGUUUCAUGUGUCAUCAUUCGCUUCCCGGUCUCGUAGGGCCCUUGGCCAAAAAAGAACUCGUCAACAAGCACAUUGCUUUAGACACGGUAAUAAUUGCCAUCUUUUAUCUCCUCCUCUCCCUGACGGGUAUCUUUGCUUUUAGUGUUGUACAGGAUUUGUACACUUUGAAUUUUAUCCCAAAUCCCAACGAUAGUUUUGCGUAUAAGGUGAUGGGCUAUUUUAUAGGGUUAUUCCCCGUUUUCACAUUAUCUUCUAGUUUUCCAAUACUUGCGAUAACGUUGCAGAGCAACCUGAAAGCUUUAUUUUUAGACGUCGAACGAAUCGAGACGUAUAACUUUGUUUUGAGACGUCUUUUGUUUCCGACUGUUGCGAUAUUACCCCCGAUUGUUUUGGCGUUUGUCACGCACGAUUUAAAAAUGCUCGUGGGAUUCACAGGCGCUUACGCAGGCGCAGGAAUACAAUAUGUAAUUCCGGCAACGUUGGUUUAUUGCGCCAGGCAACGUUGCAAGGCUGAUUUAGGGUCGGCGAUUGCCAACAAAUUUUCUAGCCCUUUCAAAGGUAAUAAGUGGAUUUAUUUCGUUAUUGCGUGGUGUUUUCUGUGCGUCCUUUGCGUUACCAUUAAUAUUAUUCGGUCUUUUUAAUUUUUAAUAAAUUCGAUUAGUCUAAUCACUUUUAAAGGAAUUUAUUUACAUAUUAUAUUAUGCAAGUACAAAUAUUGUAUGUUUUAUUUUAAAAUUAUGUAUUUCUAUAUAUUAACAGUAAUUUUUGCUGUCCACUGUAAGUGUGUAAGAUUAUUAACUUAAAAUUAGAGUUAAUUAAUGAGCUACUAAAGAAUAAUGUAAUAUGUAAUACUAAUAUGUAUAUGACGGUAUUUUUUAACAAGACUGAAUUUUAUAUAUAUUUUUAUACAACUUUACCAAAUAUUUUUAUAGUAAUGUGUAUCUACAGUUACUGUUAAAAUUAAGCAAUAGAAAGAGUCCUCCGUUUUGUUAACCUUGUUAAACGGGUUUAUAUGUGUAUGAGUAUGUGUAUCUCUAUUAAUUGGUUGUCUGUAGAGUUAUUUAAUAAAAAUAAUAUAAUUUUU